This is a messenger RNA of Symbiodinium necroappetens, 3420 nucleotides long. The record is from the annotation of a GenBank genome assembly. NCBI's taxonomy places the organism in Eukaryota, Dinophyceae, Suessiales, Symbiodiniaceae.
AUGAUCCGUGCCUCCUCCGAGCGGGUGGUGGGCCGGCAUGGCGGCUCCUCCACCCUACGAACCACGCUCUCCUGUGCGUCCCUCGCCUCAAGCGGACUUUUUACAGAGACGCUGAUGUCUCGCCGCAGUGCUCGCAGCGCCUCGCUGUCGCCGGCCCCUAAGUCCCGAGGGCAUGGGCGUUGCUAUUCGCCCCGACGCUUCGCAUCGCGGCACGUGCCCACGGCCGCCGAAGAGCUGGCCCAGCACAGCCAGGUCCUGGAGCCCUCGGUGAUCAAGCGCUUCGACGGCCUCAUGAGGCACCUGAAGCGUAACACCGACAAGCAGGACUUCGAAAAACAGGUGCUAGCCUCGCCGCCGGACGUCCUCGUGCCCGAGGAGUACGACGAGGUUCUCCGUGGGGAGUUCUCGCGCCACUGCAGCUUUGGUGAACGACUGAACACCGAGCUGAUGCAUUCAGGAAAGUGGGUCAAGAUGCUGAAAGAGCUCGGGUUCGUGCCGGGUCCUGGCAAGGCCAAAGGACCAUGCCUGUCGUCCCUUGCAGUCGCCGACAUUAUCUUCCAGAGAGUGCUCCAUGACACGGACUACGGUGGUAAGCGCCUGACCUACGACUUCUUUUGCAAGGCACUUUGCCUGGUGGCAGUGAACAUGUAUCCCAACAUGGAUUGGGAGGCGGCCAUGGGCGAGCUCCUGCAGCGCAUCGCCACAGCUGCAGAGGAGUUUCAAGAGCAGGCUGCAGCUAACGAGCCAGCGGACUUCUCGCUGGACCCCAAUGUCCUGCUCGUGCUGGACCACUUCAAGCCCAAGCUGAGGAGUUUCCUCUCAGAUUGGUCUCUUGCACCGCCAAGUGAUGCCUUACAGGAGGUCCUGGAGCGUAGGGCUGCGCCUCGCAGCUACGAGCGGGUGGUGGUUUGUGCAGAGGUACAAGCCGCACUGCUGGCGAAACACGGCCGGCUCUGCAAAGAAGAGAGUGGCUACUCGGAAGAUAAGGAGCUCUUCGACGACCAGUGGCGGGAGACCUUCCAGCUGACUCUGGGGAUGCCUUGCCUUGUGCCGGGCUCGGGGCAGCUGGCAGCCUACUUGGGAGAGCAGGAGGCGGAGCAUGCGGAGCGCUGCAAGGAGCCGCGCGUUCGCCUGCGGGUGAUCGCCCCGCACGAACCGGCGGAGGCGGAGCAAAGCUGCGAGCGGCGGCAAGUUCUGCCGCUGCCCACGGCGCCGGCCUCCGUUGGAGACUGGGUGCUCUGCGUCGAGAACGAGCGGCUUCUUGCAAAGCCGGGGCUCUGCCUCGAGGCGCUCCCGGAAACACUCGGCAAAACGCACUUCCUCGUGGCCUUCCCGCAGCAGGAAUCCAACGCCCAGGUGCCGCCGGAGAUCUCCUGCAUCGACCAGCGAGAGCUGGUCGCUUUGCCGGCGAAACACUCUGACUGGCUCACGCCGGUGGAGGAGACUCUGAAGAAUUGCCACGAGGUGCGUGCAGCACUUCAAGAUCUACAGUUGCCUCAAGCAAUCAUCGCUGACGAAGCCGAAGACGAGGAGGAGGAGGACUCCUCGGAGAGCUGUACUCUCGAAGCCGAAGACGAAGACGAAUCAGAGGGCCAUAGCCCGGGGAAGAUGCGAACUCGACAGCCUGAGCACGACCUCUUCGGCUCCUUUGCACGGCGCCAGUUGCCGAGCCCCAUGGAUGCCAGGACCGGGACGGGCACGACGCGCUUGAAGGAGCGAUCGAUUUGGAAGCACACGCAGGACACGGUCUUCGCCUCUCGAGCCUCCUCUUGCAUGUUGGGAGGCACCCUCAGGGACGAUGAUCUUCCAGAAAAUCAGGACGAGACGUCCAUGAGCCCAGGGCUACCGGCCGUCAAGGAAGUCUUUGAAGAACACAGCGAAGCCACUGGCGCCCCGGAGUCGGAUACCCGUCCGGAGCAGGACAGCUUGGAUCCCAACCCCGAGGCGUCGUUGCCCCACCAGGUGGCGUCGCCGGAGCGGGGCUCUCCCGAGCGGCGGAGACGGCCGCAGCUGCCCUCCGGCGCUUUCUCAGGCAGCGGCUUCUUGAGCCCGAAGUCCGGAUCGGCUUCCGGGCAGUCCUUGCUGGCCUGGGCCGAGCAGAAGGGCCUCUGCAGCCCUGUGAGCCCCGACAGCCGGAGGUCGACAAUGAGCAGCCGCGCCGGCAAGUGGAGCCCCGCAGCCAAUGAUCCCUACUCUUAUGCCUGCGGCAGUCCUACCAUGAGGAAUCGACGUAGCUUCAUGUCGCUGGAGCAGCUUUUCGCUCUCUGUAAGGAGCUGAAGAUCAUGCCGGAUUUGAUGAGCAGACAAGCUGUGGUGCGCAUCUUCAAGAGAGCACAGUGCGCAGGUUCGGCAAGUGCACAUGGUGGCAGUAACUUCGGAUACCUGUCGCAAGAGGCAGCGUUCAGCCUCACAUGCCUUUUGACGAGUUUUGACGGCCUCCUUUUUUCCAUCUCGUGGUCCAGGCUCGCCCCAGCGAGGAUGUUCAUCUGCUGUGUGGACUCGUCAGCGGAUGACAAGGAGCUGCCCCCUGCCAAGCUGGUCACAUCAGACGAGGUGCUGCCUGCCCGCUCGUCCACAGUGGCGCAAGAGCUGACAAUCGGAGCCCGCCCGGCCAAGGAGGAGUGCUUCACUUUCAGUGUUGACGUGGUGCGAUCGCCGGGAACGAGCUUUGGCGUGGACAUCUCGGCGGCCGGGAAGGUUUGCAUGGUGAACGCAGUGCAGGCAGGAAGCCUGGUGGGGGACUGGAACAACCAGUGCACUCCCGACCACCGGAUCCGACAGUACGAUCGCCUGAUGGCAUUCAAUGGCGAUCGGCCCUCCAAAGGGAAGGAGAUGCUGGAAAAGCUUCGAGAUGCCUCAGGUCCCGUGACCAUCACCGUGCAGCGACCGGUGGUCCAGCAGGUGAUCGUUUCGAAAAACGGCAAGGAGCUGGGCCUCGGCGUCAUCGAUGGACAGAGCUUUCUCCUAGUUACGAGGAUCGCAGAGGGCGCCGUCAACGACCACAACCUUGCGGCUGCAUCGGACCAGGUCAUCAAGGUGCCGAGCCGGAUCGUGACGGUGGAUGGCAAGAAGGGCUCCGGAGCGGAGCUGUUAACGCUGAUGGAGAAUGUUGCUGGGUCGGAAGGCACAUGUCUUGGAAUUGAGUUCAUGCAGCCUGCAGCUUUCGCAGUGAGCAUUUUCAGUGGACGGGAAUCUGCGAAAGCUGGGCUGAAGGCUUUUGUGGACGCCAUGGGCCGGAUCGCGGUUCAGGCUUACACCGAGGAGCCUUAUUGUGACGAGUAUCCAGAGCCUCACGAGAAGAUUCUGGCCUUCUUGUCCGACCGCCUGCCGGGACAGAUCAGGACGAUGCGCGAGAGCUUUCGCUAUGGCUGCAGUGGCCGUGGCCCAGCAGUGACGCCCGGCUACAUUGGCAGGCGCUGA